Molecule: messenger RNA, 2616 nt
Organism: Nycticebus coucang (slow loris)
Lineage: Eukaryota; Metazoa; Chordata; Mammalia; Primates; Lorisidae
Product: sulfotransferase 2A1-like
Exons: 5
Coding region: 14-586 (190 amino acids)
Biological process (GO): sulfation
Cellular component (GO): cytoplasm
Molecular function (GO): sulfotransferase activity
Source: RefSeq, a predicted model, not a curated record
GGAGCUGAUCAUCAUGGCAGAUGACAAUUUGUGGUAUGAAGGGAUAUGUUUCCCGAGGGUCAAUUACAAACCUGAAAUCCUCAGAAAAGUACGAGAAGAGUUUGUGAUGAAGGAUGAAGAUGUAGUAAUAGUCACUUUCCCCAAAUCAGGAACACACUGGUUGAUUGAGAUUCUCUGCCUGAUUCAUUCCAAGGGGGAUACCAAGUGGGUCCAGUCUGUGCCCAUCUGGGAGCGCUCACCCUGGAUAGAGACUGAGUAUGGGUUUGAAUUAGUAAAUGAGAAGGAGGGCCCACGCUUGCUCACCUCCCACCUCUCCAUCCGUCUCUUCCCCAAGUCUUUCUUCAGUUCCAAGGCCAAGGUGAUUUACGUCAUCAGAAAUCCCAAAGAUAUUAUUGUAUCCAGUUAUUUUUUCUGGAAUUCAGUGAAUUUGGCUAAGAAACCCAAGUCAGUGGAACAGUAUCUUGAAUGGUUCAUGGAAGGAAAUGAGACAGAGUGUCACUUUGUUGCCCUUGGUAGAGUGCUAUGCCGUCACAGCUCACAGCAACCUCCAGUUCUUGGGCUUAGGUUGCCUCAGCCUCCAGAGUAGCUGGGACUACAGGCGGCCACCACAACGCCCGGCUAUUUUUUGUUGCAGUUGUUUAGCUGGCCUGGGCUGGGUUCAAACCCACCACCUUCAGUGUAUGUGGCUGGCACUGAAACCACUGUGCUAUGGGUGCCGAGUCAAUGAGAUCCUUCUUGUGAGUUCACAAUGUAUACAUAAAUCAAAACAUCGUGUUGUACACUGUAAAUACAUAAAAGUUUUAUUUGUCAAUUAUAUCAUAAUAAAGCUGGUGAGGAGUGAACUUAAUAGAUAGGAUUAACCUGUUUCUCUGCCUCCCCCAUGCGGUACCAUAUGGGCCAUGGUUUGACCACAUUCGUGGCUGGGUGUCCAUGAGAGAGAGGGAGAACUUCCUGAUGCUGAGUUAUGAAGAGGUGAAACGGGACACAGAAAGAACUAUGGAGAAGAUCUGUCAGUUCCUGGGUAAGAAGGCAGAGCCAGAAGAACUUGACCUAAUCCUCAAGAAUAGCUCCAUUGAGGUCAUGAGAGAAAACAAGAUGUCCAAUUUCUCAAUGGUGGAUGAUACUUAUUUAAUUCAGAAAAACCCGCUUCUGAGAAAAGGUAAAAGCAAAUACUCUGGUUUAAAAAUGUGUCAGAAUACAUGUCUUGUGUUUACAGCAGGUGCUAUCAGUUGAGAUGAGGAGUGUUUGAGUGUGUCAACUGCAAAUGCUCAUCCCCCAGAGCAUUUCUCCUGUCCCCUUAUUAGGGGAUCUCUUGUCAUGGUGCUGGUGUGGGCGGCAGGCACUUGGAGAAAUUUGAUCCAUCCUAAAAUGGUUACCUGAGUGAUGAGGCAGCAUUUCGAUUCUCUGUCCUGUGAAUUUUACACAAGAGCAUGUCCAUUCUACAAACAGUGACCAGGUGAAUUAGCUCCUCCUGCCAAGCUUGUGAGCCAUGACUGACCUGCAGAAGGAUGAUGGAAUUGAAAUGUUCGCAUUAGGGCUACCCCAUUGGGCAGUUAGUGUAGAGAACUGUCCUUAACAAGAAAAUGAAUGAAGGAAUGACUCAGCUGGAAAAAGGAGAGAGGUGUCUAAUGCUAUUAGACAUUGUGAGGCCGCCUGUGAUUAAAACCAUGUCCCUACCUACCCAUGGGCUCAAAACAAAUGGAAAUAUCUUCUGCAUGGAGGUCAAGAAUUCAUUCUUUUUCCAAUAUCCUACACUUCAAAUGUAUCUGGGAUGGUGAUCCACGGAAGAAAAUAAUGAAAUGCUUCCAAAGCAUCAAAGGACCUUGAGCAGGUCAGGCCUCUGAUGCUCCAGUUGGCCAGGAGGACAGAGACCAAGAAGGUCAGUCUUGAUCCCUAAAAUGUGAUGGAAUUGGUCCUGCUGGGUUUUGGAUUGCUGGGGUCCCAUGACCUUCUUCUUCUUUCAGAUUUCUCUCCUUUGGCAUGAGAAGAUCUAUCCUCUGCCUUCCCUACAAUUGCAUUUUGAAAGCAGGUAACAUGUCUGGUUUCACAGGUUAGCAGCUAGAGAGGAAUUUUGCCUUAGAAUGAAUCACACUUCAAGUCUCAUUCUUGCCUUGGUGACACCUGGGUGAUAGUUACAUGAGAUUUUGCACUUACAGUUAAGACUUUUGGGCUGCUGGGCUGGGGUGCAGGAAUUAUGUGUAUGAGAAGGACAUGGAUGUGAGGGUGCAUAAGGCAGAGUGAUGUCGGCUGAAUUCUUAGGUUACAAUCCUAACCUCUAGCACUUCUGAAUGAAAUCAUAUUGGGAUAUAAUAUCCUUAAAUCUUCAUAGAGGUAACUAAGUCAAAAUCACAUUUAUAGGGGGGCCCUACCCCAGUGUGUGUGUAUUCUUAGAAGUAAAGGAAAUGUGGACACACACAUGUGCACACACAGAGAGCAGAGGAAAGAACAAUGGAUGUUUACAGGGCACCAGUUGCAUGUUAGACAUUCUGCUCUACCAUUUCUACUGCAUAAGCAUAUAAUAUUUAUAUAUAUAUUUAUUUAUUUAAGACACAGUCUCACUAUGUCACGCUUGGUAGAGUGCUGUGGUGUCAAAACUCACAGCAACCUCAAAUUCUU